AGGUAACCUGGCGAGUGGCCCCGACGCUUCUCCCUUGCUGUGGCUCACGCUUUGGAACUGGAGGCCGAGACUAUUCUGGCGACGGCGACCUCUGCGGCGACGGCUGAGGCUCUCGGAGAAGUGGCGGAGUACGAGCUGGAGGAAGGGCUUCUGGUCAGCCCAGGUUCUGUCAUAAUGAAUGGAUCCAGUGUAGCAAAUACAUCACCUAAUGUAAAAUCCAAGGAAGAUCAGGGAUUAAAUGGGCACGAUGAGAAGGAAAACCCAUUUGCAGAGUACAUGUGGAUGGAGAACGAAGAAGAUUUCAACAGACAGGUGGAGGAGGAGCUGCAGGAGCAAGACUUCUUAGACCGCUGCUUCCAGGAGAUGCUGGAUGAAGAAGACCAGGACUGGUUCAUCCCCUCCCGGGACCUGCCUCAGGCCAUGGGACAGUUGCAGCAGCAGUUAAAUGGACUGUCCAUCAGCGAUGGUCACGAGUCUGAAGAUAUUUUGAGCAAAAGUAAUCUGAACCCGGAUGCCAAGGAAUUUAUUCCAGGAGUGAAGUACUGAGCUGACAGAAAGCUUUGAGGAGAACCUGUAUGUCCCCACACCUGGGGACAGUGCUGCACAAAGAGGCGGAGCUGAAGAAGAGGGUGGGGCGGGCUAGGGGUGCACAGUGGGGAAGGGGGAUAGUGGUUUAACUUGACACUGUGACUGGAGUAACUAAUGAGCUCAGUCUUACUCUACAAGCCUCUGAGUCUCUGAGUAUUUCUCUUUUGUUCUACUGACUUUGGUUUGGAGCAGUUUCCUAUUAUUAUUAUUAUUAUUAUUAUUAUUAUUAUUAGUUUUUUGAGUUAAGGAAAUUGCAGUCUUUUUUCCCCUUCAUCAGGAAUGUUCUGCUGUGUGUGUUUAAACAAAAUAAGCUGACCAAGAAAAUCUGGGUGUUUAAGAAUGCCCUUCUCAACCUAUUGUGCACUUACCAAGGGCAGUGAACACUUGGAGAACUAUUUAUCGAGUCUGUUAAGCUGCAUGACAAGAGGGACGAAUGGAAGAAGGAGGUGUUGCAAAUCAGGGUUCACAGCCCAGCUCCCCUGACCCCCCGGGGCUUUCCUGUGAUGAAGCAGAUUACCAUGGCCCGCCAAGCCCACGUGUCCUUGCCUGGAACCCCGUUCAAGAAAACACAGACUUCAGGACUGGUUUAUGGUAAUUCUUCUGAUGGUUAAUGAAGGUUGUAAACCAGCAGGGGAGGACUGUGCCAGUGAUUGUCAUUUGGGUCACUCAGUCAACUUGAAUCCUGUUAAUUGUGUCUUAAGAGUAUUUUGGCAAUUUUUUGCCAGCCCCAUGAAGACUUGGUCCUCCUGGUAUCUUCCCUUAGUAAAUUAUUCCCAAUAAUUUUUCCCACAUAAACAUAUUUUUCAGGACACCAGCGAGAAGCUUAGCUCACAAUUUGGAUGCUUCUCCCCACCUUACAGAUUUAUGCAAAAGAAUUAAAAAAAAAAAAGCCUGGGAGAGUGAGUCUUGCUUGACCCAUGUGACCAUGUGACCCAGCGGGAUAGUUUCAGCAAUUAUAAAAUUUUGCUGUUCCCACAUGCCCAGCUUUACGAGUUUUCUAGGUUGGGCUCUUUGGGUAUAUUCCUUUUGUUUUUCCUGACUAUAAAUCACAGGGGUUUUUUUGUUGAUACUCAUAAGGGAUUAAACUGGGCACCAGAAGCGCCUUUGUGUGAUAAAGAUGUAGGUGGCAGAGUCAGGUCUAAAGGAGAACGUGUGUAGUCCCGGCCGUCCUCCUAGGAUGAGGACUUGCAGAGGCCUGAGGGGGACAUAGCAGCUUCUGUAUGACUGCUACUGUGUUGUGUGACAGGCCUAUCAGGAAAAGGCCACGUAAUGAAAUAAAGUCUGUGUAAAUUCAGUAUGUGGAUAUGGGACAGAGGUUGGAAGGAAAGGACCAGUGUCUAGAAAGCUUAGUAAUUUCUCCCUUUUCUUAGGUGCUCCCCUUGUUGACUUUCUGAACAGCAACAGGCUAAUGUCAGAUUUAAAAUACGAACCCACAUCUUUUCCUCAUUUGAGUCUAUAGGAUGGCAUCAUUUAAAGAAUGGCCUUCCCCGUUAGGGUCACGUGUCAGGAGAGUAGCGUAAGGAGCUUGUAUUGCCAGGCGUGCACAUUAAUACCCAAAGGCCCAAAGCCUCUACCUCAAGAGAAUGGAACACUUAACUCGUUUCCAGGGACGGCUGUGAAUAAAGAACCCUCUUUAUUGCAGCUUCAGCUUUCAACUGGGGUCGUUGCCUCUAAUAGGGAGAGGGCCUUGGAAGUGCAGGAAAAGAGAGGUCUGUGUGCCCCAGGGCUCCGUUUCCUCCUUCAGUCUCCAUUACCUUGUCCAAGCUCAGAGUCCUGAAGGCUGCCGGCAAUAUAUUGAGACUGCAGAAAGAGCCAUUUUCUAGAGCGUGGGCUUCUCCCUCAGAAACAAUGGAUUCUAGUGUGGCUCCCAGUCUGGAAAGUCCUGUAGGGAUUCGGAUGGAGCCGUUUCUUCAUUCUGAAGAAGCUUGCUGUCCUGACCAGGAUGGCUGAGAUGUUGGGAGCAGUGCAAAGGGCUUGUCUGUCUGCUGUGGGGUUCUGUUUUGGAUGUCGGACUUCAGCACCGUUUCACAAGGCAGAUUUGGUCGGGAGUAAGAGAGCUUCCUGCCAGAUGAGCAGUGGAACCUGAGGGCUGGACUUUCCAGUCCCAUUCAGACACGAGAGUCUGCGGACUCCCGGAGCAGGAAGCGGCUAGCAGCACGACCCUGUUCUUAGCGAGUCGGCUUGUGCUGCAGUUUCUCUCCAUAGCCCAGCUCUUUUCUCCGUCUUUUCCCCACUUUCCUUUCCUCGUAGGAACCGAUCUGGGCGCAUGCCCGCCUGCACCUUGACCGGCGAGGCAGGUAUUUAUAAGUUGAUAUUUUGACGUUGAAUUUGAGCCACUAACUCUGUUUAAACUUGUUCCAUCGGCAACUGGAAGCUUGAGAAUGUGUAGAGCAAUGAUGGAGUGUGUGUUUGCAGCGAGUGCCAGUUCUGGCUGGGCCCGGUGUGAGCUCAUCCGUGACUGGUUUCUGAGUUUUGUGAUUGUUGGACUCUAAAACUCCGAGGUGAAAAUUAUUUUAUCUCUUGGCUCUUCAAGAAAAAAAAACAAGUCAAGGAAAUGCCUUUUCAGUUUCUCCAGGUCUUUGAACGACAGCAAAGAACUUGACAGCUACCGCCCAGGCCUGAGCACCUGCAGCUGUGGGGCUCUGCGCGUUCCGACUGCGGCAGCAGACUCCUGGGGUGCUGGGGUCGAGUAUGGUCAAACCAAAACAGAUUGUAAGGCAGGGGCUGGACUUUUGCAGCACCUUUAGUUUUCAAAGUCAAAACAGCUGGAGUCUCUAAGGUUAUAAUGCUAACUAUGGCUUUAAAAAAAUGCUUUUAGUAAACUACUAAGCAGGAUUUUUUAGAUUGUGUAUUGUCCUAGUGUCAGUUUUGUCUUGAUUUUGGAGAGGCUAGGGAGUAAAGAGGUCAUUACAAUACUCUGGCAAUUAUACGUCAGAGAGGAAAGUUGUGUGAAGGAGCUAAAGGAAACCGUGGACUGAAUCCUCUCGUGUUAGUGCGGCUGCAGACCCGGUGUAGAAACAUCAGGUGCCCCAGAAUCGAUCCUGAUGUGAUCAGAGAGGACAGGUGUUCUUCGAUAAGGGUCCCAGCAUCAAGGUUAUUAAUGGUUCUUGGUUUAGGUGACGUUUAGGUAUGGGGACGAGCACAUACCUCACAAAUUUGACCAAGAUUUGGGGAUGGCCGCCUACUGGGGAAGACUGUGUAUCCCAGCCCCUCUCCCAGGACAUGAUGCAUUCGUUUGGGAAAUGAGUGGAGAAAACAGGAGGACUGACCCAGUUCUGGUGGGCAUUGGGAAACUCUAAGCUAUUUACUCGAAAAUAGUACAGUGUUUUCCUGUGUAACUCGACACUAAGUGAUAAUCCUGCCGUAUUGAUUGAGCCUUCAGAAAUGUUUAAUGCAGGGAUUUUUUUUUUAAAACAACUUUAUUGAGGCAUAUUUUACAUAUAAAAUUCACCCAUUUCAAGUGUACAUUUCAGUUAUUUUAGUAAGUUUCCUGAAUGGUGAGGCCAUAACCAUACUCAGUUUUAGAUGUUUUCCAUCCCACCCCAUGAGAUCCUUCAUGUCCAUUUACAUGAUAAUCCUGUUCCCAGCUCUGGGCAACCACUUAUCUUUCUGUCUCUACAAAUUUGCCUUUUCUGGGCAUCAUAUCAAUGGAAUCCUACAAACUGUGGUCUCUUGUAGCUAGCUUUUUCCCUUAGCAUAUUUUUGAGUUUCAUCCAUGAGGCCUAACUUGUGUUGGUAGUUUGUUCUUUUAGAGCACUCAGUAGUAUUCCAUUGAUGGAUAUGCCACAUUUUGUCAGCAGGGAAUCUUGUAAACUUGGAUUUCAGCCUCCUGUGGUCUAAAUAGAACCCUCGGAGCACAGGACUCCUGGGCAAGCUGCUGCGCGUAGCACGUGAACUGCUUAUCAGAACCAGCUUUGCCAUCAGGACCUCCACACGAGGAGCCUAAACUGCUGCAGAAAUUUUUAUAACUUUGCAACUUUUUUAUAAGGAACUUUUGUGCUGUCUACACAUCAGGACUUUUGAAGCAUCUGAUAAUUUAAUGAAUGUGUUUUGAGUGGACACAAAAGCAAAACCAUCUGUACUCUGUUGGAUAUUUUAUCCUUCCGAACUGGAUGGAGGGGAAUCGCCGAACUUUGAAUACAGUAUUGUCUGCGUUACAAAGUUGAAUGUGUAUUAAAGAUUGUGCUGCCUUUGUUGGAUGGAUCUGGAGAGAACGACAGCCAGCAGAGGAGGUCGAGAGGAGAAAGGGAGUGCAGCCUGAGGAACGAGAAGCCCCUGGGGGUCUGUGCGUGGCUUACCCGUUCGCUGGUGUGGAUGGCAGAGUGCAGAUGGGUGCCCCGCAGCAGCUUCGCACCUCCAGCGGGCCUACGUCUUGACUUUCACCUUUGAUCCCUGUUUCACAAGUGUUUAAGAGCUGUUUUUGUUCCUUUUCUCUCCUCUAAGUACACAUUAUGUGGUAGUUAUUAAUAUGUCUUUGGGGGAGGGGCAGGGCUUUAAAAUCGAAGAAAAUGAUUUUCAUAAAAAUAUCAAAAAUGGGGAAAAAGUUACUUUUUAAAAAUUUUGCUAUACAAACCAAAUGGCAGCUGUGGAAAAAUCUCAAUAAAACGAGAAUAAAAUGCAUUUACUUGCC
Leptonychotes weddellii (Weddell seal) is the source of this 5218-nucleotide messenger RNA. RefSeq names its product poly(A) binding protein interacting protein 2B (gene PAIP2B). Gene Ontology annotation, biological process: negative regulation of translational initiation. The record is from RefSeq and is a predicted model, not a curated record. Gene Ontology annotation, cellular component: cytoplasm. Gene Ontology annotation, molecular function: mRNA regulatory element binding translation repressor activity. Lineage: Eukaryota; Metazoa; Chordata; Mammalia; Carnivora; Phocidae.